AUGGAGAACGAAAGCCGAGAGAAGGCGUAUACGCUGAUAACGUACACGGCAGCUGCAUUCUCGCUGGUGGCCAUUCUGGCCGUUUUUGUGACACUGCCCAUGGUCAACAACUACGUGAACAACGUGAAUGCACGUGUGGCACUGGAAAUGGAAUUCUGUCAGAUGUCGGCUCGCGACAUAAUGAUGGAAGUACAAGAGUUCCGUGCUUCACCGCUACACAACGCACAUCAGAAGAUGUUCCCACUGAACGAAACACGUAUCAAAAGGCAAAGUGGAUGCGAGGGCUGCUGUCUACCGGGACCACGUGGUCCCGACGGACCACCAGGCAAGGACGGCAUACCGGGACGUCCGGGUGCAGAAGGUCCACAAGGAUUCCCUGGACGACCACCAAGAAUAUGCGAAGAGCCAACACCAGCACCAUGCAAACCAUGUCCUUCAGGACCACCAGGUCCACCUGGUCCAGCCGGAGACAAAGGACCACCUGGACCUCAAGGCCAACCUGGACGUGGAGGCAAUCAA
Molecule: messenger RNA, 519 nt
Organism: Anisakis simplex (herring worm)
Lineage: Eukaryota; Metazoa; Nematoda; Chromadorea; Rhabditida; Anisakidae
Source: the annotation of a GenBank genome assembly